UGAGUACCAUCGGUGUCGGAUCGGGGAGCAUUUGUUUACAUAACAAAUCAUUUAUUAUCUGUAUUUAUUUUUGAUAGCUAUACUUAUAUAUAAAUAUAUAUAUAUUGUUGAAGCCUUGCCGUUUUAUUUUUGUAGGCUGCUUAUUUAUCAAAUAAUAUUACUAUUUAAGUAUUCUGUGCUGCUUCCGUCUUUUGGGUUUAUAACCUGAAAUUAGCAUUUGAGAAAGCCGGUUUGAAAUUUGGAUUCUUAAGAAAAGGCACUAUUCGUCAUAAAACGAAGUGUCUAAGGACUGCACAGUUUGCGUCAAGAGGGAUUCUAGGACAGAUCCGAACCUACUUUACUUAAAUCGGGAAUUAAAAGGAUCAUGACCAAAACAGAAAUGAGCAGACUUAAUGUUACCCCAGAUGAUGACACCGCAAGCAAUAAUAGCAACGAGUAUACGGAUUUUAACAGAAAGGCGCCUAUUAACAGCCCCUAUGGAGGCAUGGAUCCAGAAAUUCAAAAUUUCUUACCGGACCACAUGUUGGCAAAGAAAAAAUAUGAAACUGACUAUCAGUCUGAAGGGAAUACGUCAUUUGGAAUGUCUGCGUUUAACCUGAGUAAUGCUAUUAUGGGUAGUGGUAUCCUUGGACUAUCCUUUGCCAUGGCCAAUACUGGAAUUAUUACUUUUGUAGUGCUGUUAAUCGCAGUUGCACUGUUUUCUUUGUAUUCAAUCCACCUGUUAUUGAAAACAGCUAAUGAAGUGGGUUCUGUGCAAUAUGAACAUUUGGGCUAUAAAGCAUAUGGCUGGAUUGGGAAACUUGCAGCCUCAGGAUCAAUAACAAUGCAGAACAUUGGUGCAAUGUCAAGCUAUCUUUACAUUGUGAAAUAUGAACUUCCUCUGGUUAUCCACGGUUUUGUAGGAGGUGAAAACAGUGGGCAGUGGUACCUGAAUGGAGAUUACCUAGUGGUCAUCGUUUCAUUAGUGAUCAUUCUGCCAUUGUCACUACUAAAAACUCUGGGAUAUCUUGGGUACACUAGUGGAUUUUCCUUACUUUGUAUGGUCUUUUUCCUAAUUGUUGUGAUUUAUAAGAAGUCUCAGAUCCCAUGUCCUUUGGAAGAGGAUGCACUUAACCUAACAUUGAACAACACUUUAGUCGAACUCACAGCUGCUUCAUACCAUGCACCAAAUGAGACUAGUCCAAUCUCUGAAGCAUGCAAACCAAAGAUGUUUGUUUUUAAUUCUCAGACUGUAUAUGCUGUACCUAUCCUGACAUUUUCAUUUGUGUGCCAUCCCUCAGUGCUUCCAAUCUAUGAAGAACUUAAGGAUCGUAAUCGCAAAAGAAUGCAGAAUGUCGCCAACGUUUCUUUCUUCGCUAUGUUUGUAAUGUAUCUUUUGGCUGCUUUGUUUGGAUAUCUGACUUUCUACGGUAAAGUUGAGGAUGAGUUGCUUCAUACCUACAAAAAAGUUCUAGAUUUCGAUCUCAUUCUCAUUAUUGUUCGUUUGGCUGUCCUUGUCGCUGUCACCUUGACUGUGCCGAUUGUGCUCUUUCCAAUUCGUAAUUCUGUUCAGCAGAUGUUUUUUGCUAAAUAUGAUUUCAACUGGUAUCGUCACGCAUUCAUAACAUUAGCUUUGCUUGGAUUCACCAAUCUGUUGGUUAUUUUUGUGCCAACAAUCAGAGAUAUUUUUGGAUUUAUUGGGGCUUCUGCUGCUGCCAUGUUGAUAUUUAUUCUUCCGUCAGCAUUUUAUAUUAAACUUGUAACAAAAGAACCAAUGAAGUCUUUGCAGAAAAUCGGGGCAAUACUUUUUCUGUCAGCUGGAAUCAUCGUCAUGAUUGGAAGCAUGGGCCUUAUUAUUCUGGACUGGGUUCACAAUUCCAAACCUUGAUGUCUGUUAACCUUUAUAUCUGCUGAAGUUUCCAACAAACAUAGAAAUGCCAUCCUCAGUUCAUCUGUCACUGUGUGAUGUAAUUGUAGAAAAUCCAUUGUUGACCUGCUGGCGUAGAAGUUUCGUUCCUAUGUUGUUGUCAGCUUGGUUUUGAUUUUGACUAUGUUCCCAGAAUUUGAAGGGCCAGCCAGGACAGGUGAAACUGAGCAGCUGAUGGCCUAUUAGCCCAUCUUGGGGUGUGGGUGGGGGUAAGAUUCAGCAGGAGACUUCUGCCCCCUAACAUUACCAUUCAGAAAGGUUCUGUGUUUAUAGACCUGUAGGAAACACUAGGACAGAGGCAGGGCAUCUGGGAGACAUGCCUAUGGAGGUGUGUAUGUAACCUUUGCUCAGUGUCAUUAAAGGCCCUGCCUCCCUGAAUCCCUUAGGGAACUGAAAUAAAAAAAUGCUCCAUUCAUGGCUUAUAGCUGCAGCGUCUCUACCCUCUAGUUGAUAGCUUCCUACAGAAGCUGAAGGGGUUAUUGAGACCUGAGGUAGUAUGCCAUGUGACACGAGGGAGCAUCCCAAAAAGAAAGCUAGAAUAUUCACAAAUAAUAUUGUAAUGUAAAUUAUGUUCAUGAGCUGAAGUCUUAGAUAUUGGCCAGUCAUGUUGAGAUAUUUUAUUUAGAUGUACAAUAGAUUGUACCUCAUAUUUAGUAAAUCGGAGUAGAAAAGAAUUGUCAGUAAUCUUGCUGCAAAUUAUUGACAUCUGUUGCUACCCAAUGGAGUAAAAAUUGGAGUUAUCACUGUUUUCAUUUUGAUUAACUUGAAAGAAGGUUUUACACCAGUACUUUACUUGCUGAGAAGGACAUUGUAAAUUACAAAGCACUUUCAGUAUUUUAAGCAAGUAUGUUUACAGUUGGUGUAUGUGGAUGAGCUUUGCCGAGUAAUCUAGCACAAAAGUUUGUUUUCCCACCAAAAACCUCUUCAUGAGCAGUAGUGAACAAGUUAGAGUACACAGCACAGAGAAUGUACAUGACCACAAAAUGGGAAGGGCAAGGUGAGGUGUCAUACACAAUUUUGUGCCACAUACAUCCAUAGGAUGGACUGAGAUGACUUAUAGAGGUUUGGAGAGUUGCUGUUUGUUCAAGACUUUACUGUGUUAUGAAAUCUGUUAUGUUAAAUGCUACAAAUCUUUAGUAUGUGGCUGUUUUUAACUUCUGAGCCUUAAGUUAUUUUCCAGCAAAUAUUUUUAUAGUGCAACACUGAAAUCUGUACAGUUUAUAUCUAUACUUUGGCCAGUUUUCUUUGUAUCAGUGUUUGAGUUUGUCAUGGUGUAUAAGUUGCACUUAAUUUAUAUAUGAAACAUUAUGUAACUGACUCACUCUGUGGGAGAAAAUCACACAUACUUAUUUGAUGAGCAGUGAUAACUAUGGUGCUCUGUAUGAUGAAAUUGUUUAUCUGUCUAUUAAAGUGUAUAAAUAGAUAGAUACCAAGGAAUCUUGCACCACAUAGUGUGCUGUAGCAGACAAAUGAUUUUUAAUGUUGUUUGCAAACACAGUCAUUUUAUUAAAAAAACAGUCUUUGCUACAGUCACAUCAGCCUGCUGAGGACUGCCUAGCUCAUUUUUCUGAUAUACGUCUGUUUAUCUAGGAGACACCAUUGUCACCACUGUCUCCAGUAAGAUGGUGAUGCAGCCAUUGUGGACAACCAAAAAAAUUGUUGCUAGCCCUUACACAGUGCUAAAGAUAAUAGGUGCACAUUUCUGAAACCUGCAAAACAAGAUCCUUUUUGAAGAUGGUACCAUUUUUUUAUGUAUUUAUUUUUGAAGAUGGGUACAGUCAGUGAUUUUCCCAUCCAGACUUGGUAAAGCCUUCAAGAGGGGAUAAAAGGGAGGGAGUGAUCACUUCAAGUUAGUAUUCUGUGAAUUCCUAAGUAUUGUGUGGUUCUUAACUAGGGUGCAUCUGAGAGGGUAUCCUUUGAAUGUGGAUCUUUAUAUUGGUUCCGUGUGCCUCCUCAGUUGUCCUUUAUCUACCCAACCUUUGUGUGCUUUGGUUCCACUGUGGUUCUUGCUCGCCACAGCUUUUUCCUCUCAAAAUGAUACCUGUACAGUACACCUAAAAUGUACUAGGUGUCUUUAAUGUUACAUUUCAUGCCCCAGCUUGCUAAAAAAACAAAUAAUUCCACCAUUGGCUGCUCAUCUUUCUUACUUAGCUAAUCUUAAUGUUCCACUGAGUUGCCUUUGUAAACUUCAAGCACCCAUCCUCUGCACAACAGUCUGAAUUGUAUUUAAUGAGGAUUUUAAUUCCAUUUCAUGAUGUCAGGGAACAUGGAUGGUCUGAAACUUCUAAAACUGAAUGCAGUUAAGUUACAUGUAUGUGGCCUAUGGUUUUAUUUUUUUCAUAAAUAUUGGAUAGCUUUUUCCUAACUUACCUGCUUUAUUAAAAGUAUCAGUUAGGACCUGUGGCACAUAAUGGCUGGGAUUUCAUGGCCCAUAUGCCAGUCAGACUGCUGUGUAUAUCAAUUUUCCUGGUUGAUUUUUACAUUUUACUAAAGCAAUCUUUUAAAAUGACUUUUGGCUGCAAGUAAUAUAAGCAUUGUGAGUUCCCCAUAAAGAGACUUAGAACUAUUUCAGUCUUAGAGUAACUGCACAAGUGCAUGAGCCCUGGAACAAAGCUUUCAUUAUCAAGUCAUUUAAACUUCAGGUAGUUAUAUUCAACCAAAAGUCACUGCAAAAAGUUGCUUUCAAUAAAUUGCAGUAGCUUAUUGUUACUGCAACUUGUACAUUUCAGACAGUUACAGAAACUUGAUUAUUUUUACUUUUCCAUGUUGAUGUAUGUACAUCUCAUCAGUCUUCCAAAUGCAUAUAAUGUGCUGCUUGUUAUAUGUUAUUUAUGGAACCACAACUGAUCACUCUUCUCAGUAUUUAUGAUGUGUGUAUAUGUAUAUAUAUAUAAUGUACGUAGAUGUAGCUGUAUAUGGUAUAAAUAUGUAAAUAUGCUUUUUCUCAUUUGUUUUACAUGUGCUUAGAAACAGGCUUUAAGGAGUUGUUUUUUUAGGUAGCUCUGACAAUCCCCUUCUUUUCUUUCACAAGGAUUGCCAUCUCAUACUCCAGAUAAAGUACAGACUAAAAUAUUUGUGUGUGUGUGUGUGUGUGUGUGUACAUAUAUAUCUGUCAUCAGAUAUUGAGUGCUUCAAAAAGGGAAUCCAGGGGGGGAAAAUUAUCUGUUUAUGUUUUGCCUGGGGAAGUCCUCCCUUCUGCUAGUUAUAUAUACCAAGUCCCGAGAUUGCACAACAGCGGGGAACGACCCUGCUGUAACACAAUCUCGCAAGCAAAGUAGCAGGCAGGCUUUAAAUCAAAGCAAAAAUAGCAUUCUCUCUCUUACAGACUCCAUCUAUAUCUAUACCUUAAUCUGUACCUGUCUGUCUGUACACAUGCACACACACACACACACACACACAUGUAUAUGGAUUUAUGUGUAUAUAUGUCAUAUGUAUGACAUAGAUACAAUUUUCUUUCUGUUAUUUUUCUGAAAACUGAGUUUUUUAUUUACAUUAUGCAUUAGUAUUGUUUUACUUGUAUUCUCAAACUUUUUCUAUUAAAAGUGUCCAGUCAGGUGACCUUGUUGUUCUCAUUUUUUUUACCCAAUAUUUUCUGGGUUCCUAUCAGGUAACGGAAGACGCAUAAUAUCGAAUGCGUCUUGGUCGAACUUGAAACAAUGAAAACGCAAAAUAACGAAGCGGCUUUUAAACAAAUUCUUUCCCAGGGGAAGAAUUUGCUUGGCCGCUACCGUUACUUUGCUGUUUUUAGCACUGUAGUACGAUCACUGCAUUGGUAUAUUUAAGUAGGGGAGGGUGUGAGGGUGAAGCCCCCACUUUAUGUAUUAUUUCAGUUUUUUUUUUUUUUGGAACAGCGAUUUUGAGCUUUCGAGAUUGUAAGCUUUCGCUUACAUGGGUUUGAUUAUUCAGUGUUUGCUUUUUUAAGCGUUCGAUGAUAUAGACCCUAUUUUCUGCUUCAUAUACAUUUCCAGUUACAGCUGUAGUUCAGGCUUUACAAUAAUUUAAAUCAGGAUAUUCUGAUCUUGCAGUCCCCUGAUUGAGAGUUAAAUAAAGUGACUCCUAGUGCCUGUUUCUCACUAAUCAUGUUUAACAAGAUGCUUGAAUUUUGGUAGUAAAUCAACAUGUAAAAAUCUGAGCUGUAAAAUGUUUCUACUCUGCAACCCAACAGUUGCAGUGUAAUAUAGUGUUUGUAUAUAUACACUUGUGAAUAUAUAGAUAUGUAUAAGUACAUGUAUGUUUGUGUUUAUAAUUGUACUGAAAUAUGUGUGUGUGUUAUGCACACAGACAUACCAAGAAAGAAAAGGAGGGAUGCUUAUUUUAUAGAAGUGUUAUCACAUGAAUAAGGGAUCUAACCUGAGCUAUGGUGGUCCCAUUUCCAUUUCUGGAGGUGGGAGUAUAACACAGUUGUCAAUAGUUGACAUGUAAAAGCAGAAUCCAGUUGUCCCAUUGCCCUUCACUAGAUUAAAAUGUUGUCUUUUCAUAAAAAAAAAUAACACUGAACUGUUUAUUUACUGUAAUAGAUAGGAUAGUUUGGAAGAAACAUUUUCUGGAUAUGAAAACACAUGCUGUAUGAAUAUGUACUUGACUUCUAAAUGGUAGCAGGAAGGCUUUCUGCCAGUGUGUGCAGCAUCACUGUUUCACUUUUCUUUAUGUACGUAUGUAUAUAUACAAGCAUACAUGUGUCUUGCAUUUUAUGUAUACUUGUAGCUGAGCCUCACUGGCACAGUACCUCUUUUUGUUUCAGUGAAACACCUUGUAUAUAUUUAUCUUAUAAACUUUAAUAAAUGAUUAACUGAGA
Molecule: messenger RNA, 6701 nt
Organism: Protopterus annectens (West African lungfish)
Lineage: Eukaryota; Metazoa; Chordata; Ceratodontiformes; Protopteridae
Gene: SLC38A2
Product: solute carrier family 38 member 2
Exons: 16
Coding region: 365-1867 (500 amino acids)
Biological process (GO): amino acid transmembrane transport; L-glutamine transport
Molecular function (GO): L-glutamine transmembrane transporter activity
Source: RefSeq, a predicted model, not a curated record